Molecule: messenger RNA, 384 nt
Organism: Zasmidium cellare ATCC 36951
Lineage: Eukaryota; Fungi; Ascomycota; Dothideomycetes; Mycosphaerellales; Mycosphaerellaceae
Exons: 2
Coding region: 1-384 (127 amino acids)
Source: RefSeq, a predicted model, not a curated record
AUGUCCUCUCCAACCAAGCAGUCCGAAGAGGUCAUCGACCGCUCUGGACCAGAGCUCGACGAGGAAGAGAUCGGCAAGUCCUGCUCUAUACCACCUCACUUCACCACUAACAGAAGAGCAGACGGCUACAUCAUCUCAACGCCCGUGAAGUCCACCAACAAGGCGAAGUUGCCAACCACUCGCAAGCCCAAGAAGUCCACCAAGACUGUCAACGAGGCCUGUCUUCUCACUCCCAGCAGCCUUGCUAGUCCCGCCAAGACGAAGCACGAUGGGAUGGAGACGCCUAAGAAGCAAGUCGGGGUCUUUGGUCAUGAUGCCCGACAGUGGACGAUUCAGGGCGACCACACGCCUCCUCGUGCUAGCUGGCGGUCUCAGAAGGAGUGA